Molecule: messenger RNA, 1053 nt
Organism: Saccharomyces cerevisiae S288C
Lineage: Eukaryota; Fungi; Ascomycota; Saccharomycetes; Saccharomycetales; Saccharomycetaceae
Gene: POL32
Product: DNA polymerase delta subunit POL32
Exons: 1
Coding region: 1-1053 (350 amino acids)
Cellular component (GO): nucleus
Source: RefSeq, marked reviewed
AUGGAUCAAAAGGCGUCAUAUUUUAUCAAUGAGAAGCUCUUCACUGAGGUAAAGCCCGUCCUUUUUACGGAUCUAAUUCACCACUUGAAGAUCGGCCCAUCCAUGGCCAAGAAAUUAAUGUUUGACUAUUACAAACAGACCACCAAUGCCAAAUACAACUGCGUAGUGAUAUGCUGCUACAAAGAUCAAACUAUUAAAAUUAUUCAUGAUCUUUCCAACAUUCCACAGCAAGAUUCAAUAAUUGAUUGUUUCAUCUAUGCCUUCAAUCCCAUGGACAGCUUCAUACCAUAUUACGACAUUAUCGAUCAAAAGGAUUGUUUAACCAUUAAAAAUUCAUACGAACUUAAAGUUUCUGAAUCAUCGAAAAUUAUAGAGAGGACUAAGACGUUAGAAGAGAAAUCUAAACCUUUGGUAAGGCCUACAGCAAGAUCAAAGACCACGCCAGAAGAAACAACCGGAAGGAAAUCCAAAUCUAAAGACAUGGGUCUCAGGUCUACUGCACUGCUGGCUAAGAUGAAAAAGGAUAGAGAUGACAAGGAAACCUCUAGACAAAAUGAGUUACGUAAAAGGAAAGAGGAGAACUUGCAAAAAAUAAAUAAACAGAACCCUGAAAGAGAAGCUCAAAUGAAAGAGUUAAAUAAUCUUUUUGUCGAAGAUGACUUAGAUACAGAGGAAGUAAAUGGAGGGUCCAAGCCCAACUCACCUAAAGAAACUGACAGCAACGAUAAGGACAAAAACAACGAUGAUUUAGAAGACUUGUUGGAAACGACAGCAGAAGAUUCACUUAUGGAUGUACCUAAAAUACAGCAAACAAAGCCUUCUGAAACAGAACAUUCAAAGGAACCUAAAUCUGAAGAAGAGCCCUCCUCUUUUAUUGAUGAGGAUGGAUAUAUUGUGACAAAGAGACCCGCAACUUCAACACCACCACGCAAGCCAUCACCCGUGGUAAAAAGGGCAUUGUCGUCUUCAAAAAAGCAAGAAACGCCGUCAUCGAAUAAAAGGUUAAAAAAGCAAGGAACAUUGGAAAGCUUUUUCAAAAGAAAGGCAAAAUAA